Dunckerocampus dactyliophorus (ringed pipefish) is the source of this 3608-nucleotide messenger RNA. Its product is annotated as V-set and immunoglobulin domain-containing protein 10-like 2. Gene Ontology annotation, molecular function: protein binding. The transcript has 13 exons. NCBI's taxonomy places the organism in Eukaryota, Metazoa, Chordata, Actinopteri, Syngnathiformes, Syngnathidae. The record is from RefSeq and is a predicted model, not a curated record. The coding region runs from base 313 to 2799 and encodes 828 amino acids.
GCUAACCUGUCCACUCCCGGGCUUGUCUUGUAUAAUGAAUGAGCAAAAAGUAUCACUGAUGUUAUUCUAACCCUGCUGGAGAAAGAAAGAAGGAUGGAGAGAAAGGCAUGAAUAAUGGAGGCCAAAUCAGUUGACUGCAUCCCUUCCUAGUCUCAGGCUAUUCAAAGUCAGUGCCUGCAAUUGGAUUCUGUAGGAAACUUCUGGAUCGCAGGGAGAGAGACUCACUGUUUUCUUUUUGGUGGCUUUUAAAUCAACUUUUUUCACCUUCUUUUUGGAUGGAGGGGUUGGUGGAGUGAAAGUCAUGAUGAUACCAUGGUGGCCCAACUGCUAGGGCUGGUCUUUCUACUCCUACUUCACUCUGCAGGCUCGCAGAACAUCAAUGGCGAGGUGGUGUACCGUGACAACACUAUGUAUGGCGUGGUGAACAAAGCUGUCAUCCUGGAGUGUGGUACUACCUUACCUGACAUGUACAUAUGGAGCUUCACCAGACCGGGCACUGAAGCCAUCAAGGCGGUGGUGUACGACUUAGGUCAAGGUCCCAAAAUCCAGAAGCUGGCCCAGACGCUCGGGGAGCUGGCGGUCAUCUCCAAAAGUGCUGACAUCAGCAUCGACAAGCUGGCUGUGGCGGCACAUGGCCUCUACACUUGCCAGGCUUUCUAUGACAUAGAAGUCGAGCCCAAGGUCUACUACUACUACGUGCAUCUCAACGUCAGAAUUCCAGUCUCAAAGCCACACCUCCUGGUGAGCGACGUGUCUCCAGUGGAAGGAACGACAAUAUGGCUGCGAUGUAAUCUGGACAACGGGACAGGGCCGAUCCAGUACGUGUGGCAACAAGAAAGCCACCACGGAAACAUCUCAGCGUUCGCACAGGGCAACACCAGCGUGGUCAACGUGACAGAGGUGAACCGCAACCAUACAGGGUGGUACCGCUGUCUCGCUAGCAACGCCGUCAACAGUGAGGGCUCGGAUCGGAUAUGGCUGGAUAUUAUCUUUGGUCCGGAUAUCCCUCAGAUUGAAGUGACGCCGUACACUCUGACCGAGCGGGGUUACUCGGCUCUGGAGAGAGAGACAGUGUCUCUGCAGUGUCAAGCUCAUUCCAACCCGCCCAGUCAGUACGUCUGGUUCUACAACAACUCUCAGGUGUACAGCGGGCCGCAGUUCACCAUCACCAAGGUCCUCCGCAUGCACACGGGUGACUACGCCUGCCUGGCGCAGAACACCUACCUCAACACGCGCUCCAAAAAGACCAUCAGCCUGACUGUCUACUAUCCACCAGAUGGUUCUCCUUCAUGCUCCAUGGAGCCAGCCCUGAAUCACACCUCCCUGAGACUGAGCUGCUCCUGGAUGGGCGGUUUCCCGACCGCCUCGGUUCACUGGGCUGAACACCUGAGACGUGCAGGGCAAGUUGAGGGCGACAGGGGGCACACCAGCGGCAUCUUGCUGCCGUCGGAAGGCCUUGUGUCCAACAGGAGCUUGUUUAAGUGCAUGGGAUCUCACCCUGCACUCAAACAACCAGUGGAGUGCAGCACACGUGCAUAUCUCCCCACAUCAGAACCGGUGUGUUUAGCCUAUGUGACAACCAACAAGCAGUAUCUCAUGUUGUCCUGCUCUUGGGAUGGAGGGACCCCAAACGCUCUGGUGUGGUGGGAAGGCCCCAGUGGCCAUGGCAAACCUGCGGAAGAGAACUCCAAUGUCCUGAUCCUUCGCUAUGGAACAGCUCGUAGUGGGAAACCCUACACCUGCCAUGCAAAACAUCCGCUUCUGGUUCAAACUAAGACCUGCAGGCUCACACUGGAGGCUCCUGUGUUGCUAACGCAGCGGAGCGUUGUGUCUGUGUACGAGGGGGCCGACGUGCAGCUCUCCUGCAGCCUGAGGGCCAACUACUUGCCCACCAGUGAAAUAACUUGGUUCAACAAUCACGGUUUGGACGUUCAGGACACGUCCAAGUAUAUGCUGCUGCGAACAUCAGCGUGGGCCAACCUGACCGUGCGAGACACAGAUCAGACUCAAGACAGCGGCGAGUACAGGUGCUCCUCCUCCAAUGCUGUCGGAGGAGCGGACCUCAACAUCACAUUAGUGGUCAAGAAGCACCCAAUGCCACCAAACGCCACCCUGCUCAGGGUGACCUACAUCAGCCUGCACCGCAACGAGGUGGAGCUGGAGUGGAAGAUAGAGGGCGAGGCCCAACAAGGCUGGACCGGGUUCAUUGUGCAGCACAAAUGGGUGAACGAGCACCCGGGGAGGAGAACAAGCGGCAACGAUUCAAAGGAAGAAAGGAUUGGUACCGCAGUUUGGCACCAUAGUAUCAUCCAGGACCCCGAUGUCAGGAUUCAAACAGUGGGGAGGCUGACACCGACAGCUAACUACCAGUUCCGUGUCACUCCUUUUAACCACAGAACCAUUGGGCACCCCUCUGCUGCAAUAACGCCAGCCGAGCCGCGCUCCACUAACUACCCUGCUGUGAUCGGAGCAGCAAUAGGGGGGAUGCUCUUUGCAGCUAUUGUCACGGCGCUGCUGCUUGUCUACAUAAUCCGCAACCGCAACAACAACCCUCGACUACAUGACAUGCUGUUUGGCCUGCAACACAGCCAGUCCAGGGAGAACAUCAACUUCCCAGAAGAUGAGGUGGUCAACGGGGCGGAGGGGGAAAUGGGUGGCUCAUCUAGCCCAGGUCCAACACUGGCUUUACCCAGAGCGGCCUCACCCUUUACCACUUCUCCUACUGCCGGUCAAGCCACUCCCACAGGAGACAACGAACCCGUCAAUGUCACCAUCACCGUCAAGGCGACCGGCUCCUAAACCACGGAAGAGCCGCUUGAACUCCAGACCGUCGCCCUGAAGAAACACACACACAAUAUGCUGACGCAGUGACAAUCAUAGAGGAAAGACAGAAAGAUAUUGUAUUAAUGGCGUUAUUGAAACACUAAAAUGUAUACUAAAAAAGUAGAGAUGUCCCAAUGGUGUGUUUGUCUUCUUUUUGAUCAGAGGUCGAGGAUGCGCCCACCGGUAAAGUGCUUUGUUUUUGCAGCAGGCCGGAAAACAAACAAAGCCAUGUCAGCGCUGUGGAAAUUCUGCAUUGUAAAUGAAAAUAAUCUUGCUGCCACUUGUAAUAUCUGCAAAACGACAAUUUCAAGGGGUGGUAUGAGCAGAGCUGCAAUCAAUACCACAAAUUUUGAAAAUAUAAAACGGAGUACGCAGCGUUGAGCAAGACCACCAAAGAAAAGGCCGCUGAGUGUAGAUCACUGAAUAGGUAUCGUAGUCGAAUUUAUUUCUUUGGACAACCAGCCCAUCUCCGUCAUAGAUUGUGGGGGUUUGUCGUCUUUUAGAAUGUAUGAAUCCACGCUAUGUUCUGCUAUCACGGCACUACAUUGCAGAUAUUGCUUUCCCACGAUUGUACACAAAAAAAGUACAGGAAAACAUAAAACAUGAUUUCACAUAAAACCUGUCAGCUGUAAGUUUCGGCACGGAUAUAUGGAGCUCUGAUAUUUGCCCCCUGUCAUUACUGAGCCUGUGUUAAUCAAAAGUGGAUCUUGGAGAGCUCUUUAUCUUUCUUUCACAACACUGUACCAAGUCGAUGUGUGAUUUGAUUAUUUUUCUAAAAUAUUAAA